Messenger RNA from Charadrius vociferus (killdeer), 528 nucleotides. RefSeq lists its product as uncharacterized. Lineage: Eukaryota; Metazoa; Chordata; Aves; Charadriiformes; Charadriidae. The transcript is spliced from 4 exons. Bases 1 to 528 code for a protein of 175 amino acids. The record is from RefSeq and is a predicted model, not a curated record.
AUGCAUCGAGCCUACCAGCCAAUUUUCCCAUGUGGCAACAAACAUCUUCAGCUAAAAUGGGACAAAGCAAAAUAUGAAGAACACAAGAAAAGGAUCCAGGCAGCAAAACCACUAGUGGACACAAGUGCCCCUGCAAUAUACAGCCACCUUCAUCUGAAGUUAGGGAAGCUGAAGUUGGAGGAAGAUCGACUUUCCAUCAUCGAAAGAGACAAUCGUUUGCUGCUGGAGAAGAUGUCCUGCAUCAUGAGAACAAAGGGACCAAUCAACAACAAAAAUGACUAUAAGGCCAAAAGUUUAAAUGGAGAAAAACGAAAGCAGGAGCUGCGGAGAGUGAACUGGGAGAACUGCGCCAUUCUGGAUAGAAUUACAAAGUCCCAGCCUCAGUAUCAAGUUCAGCAAUGGCACGAGGAUUGGCAACAAGCUGAAAAAUACAUGGCCAACAUUGCAAGAUAUCCUCGUGGGUGGUGUAAAUCACAGAGUCAAAAGGUAGCCCUGAGCUCCUGUUCUUGCCUUCCCGGUUAUUUCUAG